AUGGCUGACAAUCAGACAAAUGGUAUAAACUUGAAUGUGAGUUGUGUUUUUUGAUUGCCAAACUAGAUUUUUCUAUUUUUUUUGCAGAUGAUAAGUUUCGAACUUCCAAAAUGGCUUGUGAAAUGGUAUUUAUUUGUUGGAAUUCUAUCGAUUUUUUUGAACUCAUUUGGAUUGUAUUUGAUUAUUUGGAAAGGUUCACAGAUGGAUAAAUAUCGAUUUUAUUUGAUAUUUUUUCAGGUUUGACGAAUUUUAGUUUUUGUGGAGUUUUUUUUAGAAUAAAAACUGAUAAAACUUUUGGAGUACUGUAUCAUUUUUCAAACAGAAUACUGUAAUUCACUGGGCCAUAUUCUUCAAUUUCAAAGUUUUCAAAAGAUCCCCAAAAAACUUUAGCUAUUACAGUUUUGUUCUUUGGCUGUCGAUAUUCAAAUGAAUUUUCUAAUGCAACCAAUCGGUCUUUUUCCAAUAACAGGUGGAUAUGCAAAUGGAAUUCUCGCAAUAUAUUUCAAUUUCUCUCCUCAUAUUCUCCAAACUAUCACAAAUUUCAUGACUGCUCUUCAAAAUAAUGCAUUAGCUCUUUGUUUCAUUCGAAAACAUCAAACAAUUGCAAAAGUUGAUAUGAAAUAUGUUAUUCCAAAUUGGUUUUAUAAUCUUAUUAUUUUAUCAAUGCUUGCUCUCUCAUUUUCCGUGUUAUUUUUAUUUUAUUCCGCAGGAAUUUCAAAAGAAGAACAACUUGAAUAUAUUUCCCAAAGCUUUCCGAAUCUUUUGAAAAAAUUCAAUGAACUUCCAAAUUUUUCAAUUUAUAAAAUGAGCAAGGAUAUGCAAACUGCUUCAAUGUUCAUUUCAUUAAAUAGUCUGUUUUCAAUUAUUCUAGUCAUUUAUUCAACUUAUCACAUGUCAAAAAGACUGAAAAUGAUUCGAGUAAAGCUAACAGUCACAAGUUUCGAAAAACAUAAAGCAGCAAUUCGAAGUUUAUUUUGGCAAUUUAUUGUCUCAUUUUUGUGCAUAAUUCCUCCAAUUAUUUUAUCAAUUGCAGUUGUUUUGCAAUAUGAAAGAGCACAACGUAAGAAAUAUGAACUUUUAUAAAUAGAAAAUUUGAUUUUAUAAAUAAUCAUGAUAAUUUAGUUUUGGCACAUAUUCUAAAUGCAAUUUUCGCCUCUCAUUCUUCGAUAAAUGUUAUUGUUAUGAUUUGGACUUUUCCAACUUUCCGAAAAUUUGUUCUACGCAAUAAAAUAAGGUAUUUGAGGGGUUACCUUUUUCGGGGAUGAAUUUUUUCCAACAAAAAAAUUUCAGGAAUAAUAGAACGAUUCCAUCUUCAAUCAGCGGAAUGAAAACUACUGUAUCACACGAAAAUAGAUAA
This is a messenger RNA of Caenorhabditis angaria, 1357 nucleotides long. The record is from the annotation of a GenBank genome assembly. NCBI's taxonomy places the organism in Eukaryota, Metazoa, Nematoda, Chromadorea, Rhabditida, Rhabditidae.